AUGCCUGUCUCUUCCCAACCCCACGCGAUUAGCACCCCCGCGCUCAUGGUCUUCGACCCCACGCACGAGAAGGCCCAUGCACACGACCAGUACGUGCAGCUGCAGUUCGCUGAAGGCGGCCACGCAGACCACCGCCGGUGCCGCUGCAACAAAUCCCCUGCACGCCGCAUCUGGACUGGCCUCUCCCUGGCGCUCGUCUCCUUCCUCCUCUUCCUCGUCUUCGUCGCUCUCUACGACCAUUUCUUCAACGGGGGCGCUCUCCUUGCGUCCUGCGGAUUCACGGAAGGCGGAAACAGCGCCACUUGGGCAGCGAUCGGUGGUUUCGUCAAGCGACAGUCCACCUCCGACAGCAGCAACGGCAACUCAUUCGUUGACAACAAGCUGUACCUCAUCGUCAUCUUCGUCGGUCUGUUCUUGGUCGUCCUCGGCGGCAUCUGUCUGAGCGCAUGGUGCUGCAAGAGCUCCUUCCAAAACCCGCUGUGCUGCCCGUGCUACCUCUGCGCGUGCUGCGGUGGUCUCGCGUGUUUGGAGUGUAUCGGGUGCGGCCUGUGCGCAGAAGGCUUCGAUCAGAUGUGA
This is a messenger RNA of Epithele typhae, 576 nucleotides long. RefSeq lists its product as uncharacterized. The record is from RefSeq and is a predicted model, not a curated record. The transcript is spliced from 4 exons. Lineage: Eukaryota; Fungi; Basidiomycota; Agaricomycetes; Polyporales; Epitheliaceae. The coding region runs from base 1 to 576 and encodes 191 amino acids.